GCGGACAUGAUGUUCAGUUCGGGAGUCUUCUGGAUGGGCCUGAUAUUCAUCCCUAUCACCUCCCUGGUCUUUGACGUGGCCUACAAAGUGUGAGUUCCCCACCACUCAUCACCACCACCCCCUCUACAUGUCCUGCUCUCUGGAAAUUCCUUAGAUCACAUGCAGUCUGACAUUUACAUAUAUAAAUACAUUUAGAAUAUACAAUUACAUAUAGAAGUAAUUUAUAGGAUCUCUGUGGUGCAGGGGUCGGAACCGGUUCAGGGAACAGAUCCGGAAAAAUACUGUUUUUCGAGGAACAGAAUCAGAACCGCAAACGAAAGUGAUCCAUAGUGUUCUGAAACAGAACCGUUAUUUUAAAAACAUGGGAACCGGGGCCUCCCGAGUGGCGCAGUGGUCUAAGGCACUGCAUCGCAGUGCUAGCUGUGCCACUAAAGAUCCUGGUUCGAGUCCAGGCUCUGUCGCAGCCGGCCGCGACUGGGAGACCCAUGGGGCAGCGCACAAUUGGCCCAGCGUCGUCCAGGUUAGGGGAGGGUUUGGCCGGCAGGGAUGUUCUUGUCCCAUCGUACACUAGCGACUCCUGUGGCGGGCCUGGCGCAGUGCACACUGACACGGUGUUUCCUCCGACACAUUGGUGCGGCUGGCUUCCGCGUUAAGCGGGCAUUGUUUCAAGAAGCAGUGCGGCUCGGUUGGGUUGUGUUUCGUAGGAUGCACGGCUCUCAACCUUCACCUCUCCCGAGUCCGUACGGGAGUUGCAGCGAUGGGACAAGACUGUAACUACCAAUUGGAUACCACGAAACUGGGGAGAAAAAGGGGGUACAAAUACCUGGCACGUAAAAACAAAAAAAAAGGGAAUCGGUUAAUAACUUUAUUUUACGUGCCAGGCAUUUUUUCCAAGUCCCACAAAAAACACAACAAAGCCCUCACUCUGUCACUCAGAAACUUAUUCUAGUGUCUGCCUGCAAGCUAAAAAUCUAAAAAAAAUCGGAAAAUCAUAAAUACUAAAGAGGUCUCAGACAUGCAGGUGUAACAUUUAUAGUUACCGGUAUAUUUUGUUGUUGCAGAUUCUGCUCUCUGAGAAAUGUAUUGAGAAACUCCUUAGACCACCAAUAAAUAACAUGCAGUGUAAUAUUUUAUAGUUAUUUGAUUUAUAGCAAGAGAUUUAUUCUAAUAUCGACCGAUUCAGAGUUUAUGUAAGUGUGGACCAUUCAGACUUACAUCAUUAAUUGAGGUCAAUGGGAGACUUAGUUUAGGUAUCUCAACUCUGAAUCAGCCUCAUAGUCCUGGGAAAGCCAGAGGAAUCAAACUUACAGCAGAUUGAACUGGCAACUAAAGCUAAUAGUGGUUUUAUUUACCGGACAUCUACCUCGCCUGAUUUAUAGAUGAUAUGCAGAAUUAAUUCAGAUUGCAUGUAAACUUUUGAGAAAAGCCUCUUGGACUGAUUUGGGAUGGUGUGUUACAUCGAGAUACAAUAUAAUACUACUGUAUAAUAAUAUAAGGAAUAGUGAUGUAUUUAAUGCUGUGGUUGUGAAUGCCUGUUGGUGACGUCUGUUCCUUUUGAGCCACAGUGUGAAGAAGGUGUGCUUUAAGACCCUGGUGGAUGAGGUGCAGGAACUGGAAGCCUUGUCCAAGGACCCCGGAGCCCUGGUGCAUGGGAAGAGGUACUGGACCGUCUCACACGCUUUUCUCACCUUCCUCCUUUUCCAUAAAUGCAUCCCAAAUGGCAACCUAUUCCCUAUAAAGUGCACUGGUCGAAAGUAGUAUGCUAUAUAGGGAAUAGGGUGCUAUUUGGGAUGCAGUCUUGCAAAUGCUUUGUUUGUAGGUUAGGAUGUAUCCUUCCUAAUACACAAGACCCUUAUACAUAUUAAUGACAUUUCUCCAUAUCAUGAAUUCACAAAUACUCUUUCUAUUACUUCUUACAACCCAUGUACAACACUUGUCUUAGUGUCAUACAGUGUAUAACUUUUUUUUAAAUUAUACAUGUAUAUUUUCCCCCUGAGGAUUAAAUCAUAUUUCCUUUGGCUUCCCUAUUUUUAGUAGGUAUGGUGUAAUCAUGUGCUGCCUACUGUACACUAUACAGUUCACUCUUACCUCUACUCUUUGAAUUCUGCUCUGGGCCAUCCAUCCAGGAUAACCCAUGCUUGGAACAUUACUCUCUCCCUCUGAAAGUGUGUAGCGAGAGACUGUAGUGUACUGUAGUGUACUGUAGUGCCUCCAGCUUAUUAAAGCCAUGCAUCUUGAGCUGAACUCCCAGAGGUGGGUUAUGUCCCAAAUGGCACCCUAUUCCUUAUAUAGUGCACUAUUGAACAGGGCCCAUAGGGAAAUGGGUGCCAUUUGGGACAUAGCGAUCAGUUAGCCGGGUCCCAUCGAAGGCCUGUGGAGUGCAUUAGCAUGGAUCAGAUCGGUGUGAAAUCUCCUGCCGGCUGAAAGUGAUCUCCACCAUCUGGCCACAGGCCCAGACCCAGCAGGCUAGGAACCUGGCCCUGGAGCAGAUGCAUGGAGAUGCACACACUCAGUUCCUUUCUCACACGCACACCACACAUUAAUGCUCUCUCACUCUCUCACUCACUCACUCACUCACUCACUCACUCACUCACUCACUCACUCACUCACACACAGAAUCCAUCCCUUCCUCCUCUCCCCAAUGCCUGGUCUCUCCUCAGCAGGAAGUGCAGUUAGCUGGUCGCUCUCCUCUGUCUUGUGGAGAACUGUACUGGGAGAGAGUGAGGGCUUGAUGUAUGGGUGGUUAAAUCUGGCUGAAGGGCUCAGCGUGGCGCUCACUCACUCUCCUCCUGUCCUCUCCUCUCCUCUCUCGCUUUUCACCUCUUUCUCCUCUUCACUCUCGGCUCCUCUCUCUCUCUCUCUCAUCUCUCCUCUCGUCUCUCUCUCUCUCUCUCUCUGCUCUCUCUCUCUCUCUCAUCAUCUACUCUCUCUCUCUCUCAUCUCUCUCCUCUCUCUGCUCUCUCUCUCUCUCUACUCUCUGGGGGUCUCCUCUCUCUCUCUCUCCCUCUCUCCUGUGUGUGUGUCUUUGCAGUCUGACGGAGAGGGCACAGCUCCUGAAGAACGUCUUCAAGAAGAGCACAGUCAGUCUGUACCGAUCGGACUCCAUGCAGCAGAACCUGCUACGUAAGUCACACACACCUCAUACACUGACCUGAAGACAAGCCUUAUGCUGUUUUUCUCAGCGAAAGAGACCCAUUUUCUCUCAGUAUCAGCACUGGUCCAACACCCCAAGACAGUCAUUUUGAAUUGAGUGUAGUUCCUAUGUGGAUACAUAGUUCCAUGCUAUGGGGAUUCCAUACAUACUGUAGCUUCAAAGGGGACUCCGGUUGUGUCUUAAAUGACACCCUAUGGGCCCUGGUCAAAAGUAGUGCACUGCAUAGGGAAUAGGGUGCCAUUUGGGAUGCAGCCUCAGCGUUGGAGAAGUGCUAAUACUCUGCUGAUCCCACUGCUCUUUAGAAUUCGAUAAGCAUGUUCCACAUUAGCCAAAUACAUGACAACCACAUACAUGAUCCUGUCGUUAACCUCAUUAAGUAACAUAAAAGCAUCCAACUGUUCCCCGUUGGUGUCCCUCCGCCUGCUAAUACAACCCCCCCAAACACUUUAUGUGUGUCCCAAAUGGCACCCUUUACAGUGCACUACUUUUGACCAGGGCCCAUAGGGCUUUCAUCAAAUGUAGUGCACUAUAUAGAGAAUAAGGUGCUUUUGAUGACGCACCCUAAUGGACAGUCACGUCCCGUCUAAUACAAAUCUCGUAGGCAUAGUAGUCUAGAUUGAAGCUAUAAGGCAACACAGAUGGGUUUUAUUUUGGAUUAGAUUUAUUUAUGUUUGUUCUUAUCUGUUUCUUUCGCUGAUCGUUUUUUAUGUUUUUGUUUGUCUCGUAGGUGGGGAAGGGAUCGUUCUUGUGUGACCCCUUUUUAUUUUGACGUUCUUACCUGUAGAGAAACCAAACCCCCGAUCCCUAUUAGAAACCCACCCUAUGCCCUUUUCACAGUAUCGUGCCGAUCCGAAACACAUUGUCCUUUUCAGCAGGCUUUCAGCAACUAUGGUGGAUGUGUAACCAGGUCAUCUUAGUACAGCUUGGUUUGGUUAGGUUCAGCUCAAUAGUGUGAAAAGCCCUCUAUGUACCCACCUCUCCUCCCCUGUGUGCUGUGACCUGUGUUAGUGGUAGUUACAGAUAUAACGAUUCAUUAAAUGUUGCGAUAUUAUUCCCACAAUGCACUCCUCUCACCGGGCCUUUUGAACUCAUCUGCUGGCCUGCAGGUAGUGACUGAAUCAUUUGAGACCUAAAGGUGAGUUAGGGGGUCAAAGGUUAGGAUAAGAACUCCCGUAGUUGUAGGUAGUGGCUGUAUAGCUAAGUAAAGAGAGGAGGUGUCAGGUAACAUGACUGCCCCUCCCUCGCUUAGCACUGGUCAAGCUUCUUGAGGAGCUUGAAAAUUGUAUUUUCAGUCAAUGUCAUUUUAUAACUUCAUUCUGGGUUUAUUUUGAAAGCAAUUCUUUAAUCUAUUUUUAUUCAGUUAAAAACAUUUUUUUAUGAGUUUUCUGCUUUUGUUUCUAAAUGGUUUAGUUCAAGCUAAGUUUGUUUGUUUCUAAUCACGGUUAGAAUUUGAACGUCAGCCAUCAUUUCUGACUCUGUCCAUCUGUCCUGCUUGCAGACGGCUACGCCUUCUCUCAAGACGAGAACGGAGUGGUCUCCCAGUCGGAGGUCAUCCGGGCGUACGACACCACCAAACAGCGGACCAACGAGUGGUGA
Molecule: messenger RNA, 4750 nt
Organism: Coregonus sp. 'balchen'
Lineage: Eukaryota; Metazoa; Chordata; Actinopteri; Salmoniformes; Salmonidae
Source: the annotation of a GenBank genome assembly